Lolium perenne is the source of this 4045-nucleotide messenger RNA. Lineage: Eukaryota; Viridiplantae; Streptophyta; Magnoliopsida; Poales; Poaceae. The record is from RefSeq and is a predicted model, not a curated record.
GGUCCAGCUUCCAGCACUAAUCUUGUAUCAGCUUGCCUUCAAGGACGUGGCCCAAGACUCCUCUGCUCACCCUUGCUUCCCAUCACCCAUUUCUUCCCUCACAGCUUGCUGAGAGUACCACCGCGAGGAAGCACUGCAAGCGACGUAACAUGGCCGAGACGUUGCUUCUCCCUGUGGUGCGCGCCGCAGCUUGCAAGGCCGCUGAUGCCCUCGUCCAGAGGGUGACCAGCAUGUGUGGCGUCGAUGACGAUCGCCAUAAGCUGGAGCGGCAGCUGCUUGCUGUUCAGUACAAGCUGGCCGACGCUGAGAUAAAGAACGAGACUAACCAGUACAUCAAGAGGUGGAUGAAGGACUUCAGGGCCGUUGCCUACGAGGCCAACGACGUUCUGGACGGCUUCCAGUACGAGGCGCUCCGCCGCGAGGCGCAGAUCGGCAAGUCAAAGACACUCAAGGUACUCAGUCACUUCACAUCGCACAGCCCAGUGUUAUUCCGUUUUGAUGUGAGUAGGAAGCUGAGCAACGUCCUGAAGAAGAUCAAUGAGCUCGUUGAGGAGAUGAACAAGUUUGGCCUGCAGAACCAUGAGGAAGCACCACAUGUUCUGUAUCGGCAGACACACGCAGCACCGGUGGAUCCUGCAGAGAUAUUUGGCAGGGACCAUGACAAGGAGGUUUUGGUGAAGCUGUUGCUCGAUCAGCGAGGUCAGCAGAACGUGCAGGUGCUGCCCAUCUUUGGCAUGGGUGGAUUGGGCAAGACGACUGUUGCAAAGAUAGUGUACAACGACCACAGGGUCCAACAACAUUUCCAGUCCAAGAUGUGGCACUGUGUUUCAGACAACUUUGAUGUUAUUACUCUUGUGAAAUCUAUCAUCGAAUUGGCUACGAAUGAAAGACCCAAAGUGUCUGAUGAUAUCGAGCUGUUACGGAGGCGACUUGAGGAGGUCAUUGGAAAGAAAAGAUUUCUACUCGUUCUUGACGAUGUGUGGAAUGAAGAGGAGACAAAGUGGGAGGAUCAGCUGAGACCACUGCUGUGUUCAAUUGGUGGACCAGGAAGUGUUAUAGUCGUCACAUGUCGAAGCCGGCAAGUCACCUCUAUAAUGGGCACCCUUGGACCCUAUGAGCUGGAAUGCCUGGGUGAAGAUGAUUCAUGGGAAUUGUUUUCAAGGAAAGCAUUUACUAGUGGUGUACAGGAGCAGAAAGAGUUGGUCACUAUUGGUAGGCGUAUUGUCAAGAAAUGCAGGGGGGUUCCUCUUGCUCUGAAGACCAUGGGUAGCUUGAUGAGUACUAAGCAACAAGUUCAGGAAUGGGAAACCAUAGAAGAGAGCAACAUUGGGUAUCAUCUCCGCGGCAAAAAUGAGAUCCUAUCUAUACUAAAGUUGAGCUACAGGCACUUGACACCUGAAACGAAGCAAUGUUUUGCCUUCUGUGCAAUUUUCCCCAAGGACUAUGAGAUGGAGAAGGACAUGUUGAUCCAGUUAUGGAUGGCAAAUGGCUUUAUUCAACAAGAGCAGACAGUGGAUUUGGCACACAAAGGAGAACUUAUUUUCAAUGAGUUAGUUUGGAGAUCCUUUCUCCAAGAUGUGAAACCAGGGAUGGUUUUGAACUCCCAUGGCACUCCAUACGAGACAAUUCUUUGUAAAAUGCAUGAUUUAAUGCAUGAUCUAGCAAAAGAUGUCGCAGACGAAUGUGUAACUAUAGAAGAGUUGAUUCAGCAUAAAGCAUUGUCGAAAGAUGUCCGUCCCAUGCAUAUAGCACAGUAUGGAUGGCAUAUGUCAAGGUCUGAAUUGGAACAAAUCAGUGGAUUACUCAAGUCAACAACAUCUCUCCACACUUUGUUAAUACCUUUUAUAAUGCGCACAGAUAUUGAGGAGCUAAAGCUGAUGUCAUUUUUUUCGGAGAAAACGCAAAGCUUGCGUCUCGAUGAGCUGAAGUCAUUAAGAGCGUUGAGUUUUGUAAAUCCUUCUGUUAUUAAUUGCCAGGUCAUGAAUGCAAAACAUUUACGGUAUCUUGAGAUAUCUUCAUCUGACAUUGUUAGAUUGCCAGAUUCAAUAUCCAUGUUAUAUAAUUUGCAAACACUGAGGCUCAAUGGUUGCUUGAAGUUACAGCUGCUACCUGAUGGUAUAAGUGCAAUGAAGAUGCUCAUCCAUCUUUAUCUUUUGGGAUGUGAUCAUUUGGAGCGAAUGCCUCUGAACAUUGGUCUACUGAACAAGCUUUGCACACUAACAACAUUUGUGGUGGACACAGAAUCUGGUCGUGGAAUCGAGGAGCUCAAAGACCUAUGCCACAUUGGCAACAGGUUGGAGCUAUUCAACUUGAGAAAAAUAAAGAGUGGGGAAUAUGCAAAGAAAGCAAAUCUCCAUCAAAAGCACAAACUAAGCGAACUAUUGUUGUGUUGGGGCCACAAAAAAGAACAUGAGCCUGAAGAUGAGGUCUCUAAUGAGGAAGAAGUGUUAGUGUCGCUGGCACCACAUAGUAAGCUGAAAAUUUUGGAAGUAUAUGGAUAUGGUGGCUUAGAAAUUUCGCAGUGGAUGAGAGACCCUGAGAUGUUCCGGUGCUUACGGAAACUCACAGUUUCCAACUGUCCACGGUGUAAGGAUCUACCUACAGUAUGGUUGUCAGAUUCUCUUGAGUAUCUGUGUGCAAAAAAUAUGGGUAAUCUAACCACGUUAUGUAAGAGCAUUGGGGUGGAAGCAGAAGGAUAUAAUACCCCUCUGCAAUUCUUCCCCAAGUUGAAGACGAUGGUGUUACAUCGGCUACCGAACUUGGAGAGAUGGACACCAAAUUGUGCUGGAGAGUGUAGUAGCUUGUCAAUGUUUCCUUUACUUGAACACCUAGAGAUCAUCAAGUGCCCAAAGCUUACAAGUGUCCCAAGUUGCCCCGUUCUCAAAUAUAUGAGAUGCUGCAGCCUUCCAAUCAGUUCACUUGCACAUCUAACAACAUUAGUUUAUUUUGCAUAUGACGGAACCGGUUUUUCGUCCGCAAGCAUGCCGUUCCAAUCCUGGGAAUUUCUUGUGAAUUUAGAGUUAAGGUCGCAACUGGCAAGCAUGACGAUGCCUCUAGAGAACCAACAAAGCCAAAGCCAAAGAAGUCCUCUGGAAACUCUUCGGGAGUUGUGCCUAUUGGGCCCCAACAACUUCAUAACAACAUCUGGAUUAUCCAAAUCGCAUCUGUUGCUUUGGAAAUGCUUUACCUUUUUAGAAAAAUUGGUCAUUUUUGAUUGCGAAGAACUUGUCCGCUGGCCAUUGGAGGAGCUCCGGAGCUUGGUCCGCCUCCGCUUUCUGAGUAUUGCAGACUGUAACAACCUGGAGGGUAGGGGUUUACCAUACGAGGAGACCCUUCCACUGCCCCAGUUGGAGAAGUUGAUGAUUCAGUUUUGUGGCAGUUUACAGCAUAUCCCAAAGCUACCUUCAUCCCUGCAUGAAUUGGACCUUUUGUUUUGCACAAGUUUGGUGGCGUUGCCUCCAGGCCUUGGGGAUCUGCCCAAACUGACGACGUUCUCUGUGAAUUCUUGUGGAAAUCUGGAAGCGCUGCCUGAUAGGAUGGAUGGCCUCACUUCCCUUGAGCGAUUCAGUAUUAUUUGUUGUCCGGGGAUAGAGAAAUUCCCUGAGGGUCUCCUCCAGCUGCUCCCUGCCAUCAAGCGUUUAUGCGUACAGAAUUGCCCCGACUUGGGCAGACGUUGCAGGGAAGGUGGGGAGUAUUUCUACCUGGUAUCCUCUAUCCCAGAAAAAUCAAUUCGAGAAAUACACACUGUAUCCAACAAAAGGAAGUUUCUAAGGAGGCUCCUCCCCUCCUGUGUCGACUCCAACUGAGAGUGAUGCGACCCUUCUUAAACUGUUUGUGCAUCUGCUUCCAGAUAUGCAUCACGUCUUAAAGCUGCACGGAGGAAGAAAAACAUGUUUGGAUCAGCUUGGGUGAAAACAGCAGUCAGCAUAAACAAAAGUUUUUCUUCCAAAUGCAAUAUGCACAGGUUUCUAUUUGCCUUUUCGGCUCAAAACAAUAUGCACUAUUUUCGUCAGUUUGGUUUCUCAUCAGUGCUUGUGCAGCUGAA